AUGACAAAACACAAGCUUCUGCUUGAUGGCACUCUCUCCUUGUUUCUGAUCGUGGCCUGUGAAGCUCAGCAGCUCCCGAGGACUCAUGUCACUGCUAGUUCUGGUCCUCUGUGUGAGAAGGAGGCAGAGUCCUGGGGAAACCUUUUCAGCAGUGAGCGGCUGGAUGCUUGGAUCUGUUCCCUCAUCGGCUCGUUCAUGGUGGGGCUGAGUGGGGUCUUCCCCUUGCUGGUGAUCCCAUUUGAGACGGGAGCCGCUCUGCGGUCAGAAGCUGGCUCACACCGUUUGAAGCAGUUGUUGAGCUUUGCAAUUGGUGGACUACUGGGCAAUGUGUUUCUGCACCUGCUUCCUGAAGCCUGGGCUUACACAUGCAGUGCAACGACAGGAGUAGGGCAGAGCUUUCAGCAGCAGAAGCUUCUGGGUCUCUGGGUGAUCAUUGGUCUCCUGACCUUCCUGGUGCUAGAGAAGAUCUUCCUAGAGAAAGAAGAGGAGUGCCCUGGUGUGGGCUGUGAUUCCAAAGCACCAGGUGGAAAGGUUCCCAAUGGAAGUGGCUACCCGCUGCCAAAGGUGGCAGGCCAAUCCCAAAGAGCAGGAGCAGGUUCAACUCAGUGUAAUGGCUCCUCUCUCCAGUCUUGUCCAACGGACAACAGAAUCAAGAUCAGUGGGUACCUCAAUCUGCUGGCCAACACCAUUGAUAACUUUACACAUGGCCUGGCGGUAGCAGCCAGCUUCCUGGUCAGCAGAAAGGUUGGGUUCCUAACCACAAUGGCCAUUCUCCUGCAUGAAAUCCCACAUGAGGUUGGAGACUUUGCAAUCCUACUUCGGGCUGGCUUUGACCGCUGGAGUGCAGCCAAGAUGCAGCUUUCCACAGCUCUGGGGGGAGUUCUAGGAGCCUGCUUUGCAAUAUGUGCUCAGUCACCAAAAGGAGCAGGUGAAACAGUAGCUUGGAUCCUCCCUUUCACUUCUGGAGGAUUUCUCUAUAUUGCCUUGGUAAAUGUUGUGCCUGAUCUCUUGGAGGAAAAGAAUCCUUGGAACUCCCUGCAGCAAAUUCUGCUCCUGUGUACAGGCAUUACAGUCAUGGUGCUACUCUCGCUCACAACGGAGUGACCUCUGCACAGACCUCACGAUGUCUCCCAGAGCCACCACAGUGAUGCUGAGCUGUUACAAAGCAAUAAGGAACACUAAUGUUACUUCCUAUGUGUGUGUGUGUGCAGAUCUGGCUGCUAGUGUGAGAAGCAGGUGAGAAAGAGGUCUGGGUGUGCAGGACUUCGUUCCCUGGCUCUCCUGUCCCUGUUCUGCUAAAAUCCACACAUCAGGGCUUCCGUUUUGUUUUGGGUUUUUUUGUCUAUUUUUACUGGAGCAAAAGAUACAGUGAGCAGAGAUGAACUGAACAACUGCUCCACAGCAAAAGGACACUGUUUCGUUCAGUUCAUUUUGAUGGAACUGC
Chaetura pelagica (chimney swift) is the source of this 1444-nucleotide messenger RNA. It is a transcript of the gene SLC39A13, whose product is annotated as solute carrier family 39 (zinc transporter), member 13. Lineage: Eukaryota; Metazoa; Chordata; Aves; Apodiformes; Apodidae. Bases 1 to 1104 code for a protein of 367 amino acids. Gene Ontology annotation, cellular component: membrane. The transcript has 9 exons. The record is from RefSeq and is a predicted model, not a curated record. Gene Ontology annotation, biological process: zinc ion transmembrane transport; intracellular zinc ion homeostasis. Gene Ontology annotation, molecular function: zinc ion transmembrane transporter activity.